ACUGUAAAAUUGACUGUCGAAAACAGUCAUUCGAAAAAAAACAACAAAGCCAAGAAGUACCGUUUUUAGCAAGCGCGAGUGUUUGAAUGUGUGUGUGUUUGCCUAAAAUUAGAAAAUUUAAGUUUUUUAAGGACUAAGUGCAAAAAUCAAUGCUUUUUGAAAGUACAAAGCUUUGCUAAAGCGGAAUAUAGAACAAAGAAGAAAAGAGGCUACGAUGCACAGCUGAUGGAAAAGAGUCCCAAGCACUUUUAGCCUGGUGUGUGUGGGAAAAAUCGAUCCGCAAACGGGAAAAACCGAGGAGAAAAUGUCAGCCUAAGAAAAACAGAGUUCAAAUUGUGAUAAAAACGCAGUACAAAUUAGUUAACAACUAGCUUAAAUGGCAAACGAAAAGGUUUUAUAGCGAACUAUCUGCCGCAAAAACCAAAAUAAGCCCGAAAAAGCUGCCAAUAUAUUCACUUAUUUUCGAGUGUAACAAAGCCAAAAUUUUUAACUAACAAUUCAUCUUAACAUUCCUGCGCAACACAAAAACAACAAAAUGGCUGUAAAAACGUACUAGGCCAGCCCUCACAAUGUCUGUCCCUGUACGCUACUCCUCUGCUGCCGCCGAAUACGCCGCCGAAGUUGAUUGUGAGUUGGAGAGCACUCUGCAACAGCAGCAACAGUUACACCUGCAACAGUUAUACGAGUACGAGCAAUACCAGCACUACCAGUACCAACGGGAGCAGGAUAUCGCCUACUAUUGCCAGUUGCAGGCGGCGCGGCAGCAGGAGCAGUUGAUGCAGCAGAGGACAUCGAUGUCGUCGUCGGUUAUGCCAGGCCUAGCUUUGCCCCAGGACCACCCAGCCACCAUCAUCGCACCCCACAACAACAACGGACUCACCAUGGACGCCCACAGCAUCAAUGCCAUUCUGGUCGACGACGAGCAGCCCUCGACUUCGGCCCAGGCUGCCGCCGCUGCUGCUGCAUCCGCAGGUGGAUCUGGUGAAGCGGGUGGAUCGGGUGGUGCCACUGGUGGGGGCAAGCUGGCCAACGGCAUUAACCGCAGUGCAGAGAUGCCAACUGAUUGGAUGAGGCUUGCGGACGAGGGCCGGUAUGGGACACCGGGUGCUGCUGGUUUGGAAUAUCAGAAGUACGAACAUCAACAACAACUGGAGGAUCUGGAGCGCGAGGCAGGAGGUGCCGUCGGAGGAGCCAACAACAACGGCGAGCCGUCUUCGUCCUCGAAGAAGCUUGAGGAUCAGCUGCACGCCCUCACCUCGGAUGAACUGUACGAGACCCUCAAGGAGUACGACGUUCUGCAGGACAAGUUCCACACAGUGCUGCUGCUGCCCAAGGAGUCGAGGCGUGAGGUGACUGCCGGAGGACGAGACGGGUCCGCCUACGUACUGCGCUGCCUAAAGAUGUGGUAUGAGCUGCCCUCCGAUGUCCUGUUCUCGGCCAUGAGCCUGGUGGACCGCUUCCUGGACCGCAUGGCUGUCAAGCCGAAGCACAUGGCUUGUAUGAGCGUGGCCUCGUUCCACUUGGCCAUUAAGCAACUGGACUUGAAGCCCAUCCCGGCCGAGGAUCUGGUUACAAUAUCUCAGUGUGGUUGUACCGCUGGCGAUCUGGAACGCAUGGCCGGCGUGAUUGCCAACAAGCUGGGCGUCCAGAUGGGACAUGCACCGAUCACUUCCGUGAGCUACCUGCGCAUCUACUACGCCCUCUUCCGCAAUUUGGCGAAGGAGAUCGGCGGCGACUUCUUCAAGUUCUACCAGCAGCUGAUUAAGCUUGAGGAGCUGGAGAACCGCCUGGAGAUCCUGAUGUGCGACGUGAAGACCACGGUGAUCACGCCCUCGACGCUGGCGCUGGUGCUCAUCUGCCUACACCUGGACUUCCACAUCAAGGAGUCUUACACCCGCGGCAGUCCGGAGCUGAAGCACGUCUUCGAGUACAUUCUCUUCCUACAGCAGUACAUGAGGAUUCCCGAUCGUGUUUUCACCUGUGGCUUCAGCAUCGUGUCGGGCAUUCUGUCCCACUACAACGGACAGAACAAGGCGCCCUACAAGCAGCGGCUUGUCUGGAAGCUGUCCAGUCGCACGCUGCGCGUCCUGCGCCCGAUCAACCGCUUCUCCUCCGACCUGCCCACCAUUGAGGAAGGCAUCUCCAAUGCACUUGACGAUGGCCUGCGUUCGAGAACCGAGAGUAUUAGCUCCGAGGAAGAGGAGGACUGGCCAACUUCACCCAUAAUUCCAAUUUUCGAACAAUGUUAGUAUCCAGCGGCCAGCAGAAGACCAGAGACAACAGCUGGAGAACUGGAGCAGCGGAUAAAGGAACCAUCAACCAGACGGCCACGCGACACACAUCCACUGCCUUUGGGGGCCCCCAAUCUUUCAGAAGAUCAGGCACUAGACAUAUCCCCAUCAGAAGCAGAGAAAGAGGAACAGCAGCCGGAGCAGAAGGAUGAGGUCUUCGAAGAGGAUGUGUGUCCGUGAGAUCGUUCCGCGUGCAAAUGUAGUAGUGCUGGUUGAGGUAGAGUGUGUAUAUUUUGCUAAAGUGCAUCAUAAUUCUUUUGGCAUAUACACAAAUGUGUAUUUGAUAGCGCUGGUUCUAACAUUUAAGAAACUAUUGAGAUACGGAAAUAUGGGCGGAAAGACGGCACGAAUCCGCGCCCUACCCCUUUGAGAAAGUUGCCCAAGAGUAGCGCUCCCCCACAAUUUUUUCAAUUUAUUUGCGGCAGACAAAAAAAUACGUGAAAAAAAAACAAAAGCAAAAAAAAAUUAUUAAAAAAAUUAAAAAGAAUGCUGCGGACCAUCAUACAAAAGAUUGAUGCCGUUCCGGAUCAUUAUUCGAGAUCAGUGAGAGAGAGAAUACGAUUUGAGAAUUGCGAGCCCACGCCGAAAUCCCGAACAUCUGGAAUGGGACAGCAGUUUUUUGUUGGUUGCGCUUGAAACCUUAAAAAAAAAUUCAAAAAAUCAGAAAGCAAAAAAGAAAAUCUUUUUCAACAGACCCCCUAAGUUAGACGUAAACACUAUGUUCUCUAUGUUUGUCCCACUCUUAUCAGUUAAUGUAAAAGCCCCGAAUCAAUGGACCCAAAAAAACAACCACAAAAAAUCAUAAAAUCUAAAAAAAAGUACAAAAGUUCUUUAUGUAUAGACCGACUUAAAAGAUAAGUUUAACAAAAAAAAUCAACAAAAACAAGGUCAGAUCAGAUUAAUCAGUAAUUUUAGCCGCGCUCAAAAAAAAAUAUAAAACAAACACUAUAGAAAAACUAAAGUAUAAUUCGCCGCCUGUAUUGACUAAGAACUCUUAACAAUAAUAAUAACAUUAAACAAAGAUACGAUGAAUCCACAAUAUGUAGUGUGUGUCUAGUAGAUUUUUCUCUGUAUAACAAAAACGAACUCAAUUUCCGCCCUAAAAAUCAAACAAAAGCACGACAAAUGCAAUCUUUCAUUAUCUUACGCAGCUAAGUAAAUUUGUUAUUAUUACACAAUUGUUUAUCACUUGAACAAUCAAACAAUCAAUCAACUUCAAGGCGUUGAGAUUUAGUUCGAGCACCACGGUGAUCCCCUUUUUAUAUUAUACCUUUACAUAUAUUACACGAUCUAAUUCUUCUUUUUUGUUACGUAAUAUUAUUUAACUUAUUAAACAAAUUGUAAAACGAAAUCCAUUCUUACGUUGUACCAUAUGAACUACCAAUUAAACCCUAGUUUAAAGCAAAACCAGCGUUGAGACAAGGCCAACAUUCAAUUCAGAUUGAAGCGCGGCAAACUUGAGCAAAAAUUAUGAUGCAACAUUUAGCAAGAUGUAUCGAGGGUCAAGCGAAAAUUUAUAGAGAGCAUAGGCAAAACUAACGCAGAUAAAAAACAAUUGAAAUUUCGCAAAUUCAGAUAUGUUUCCUUUUUUAAACCACUUGGCAGCGGAACGUGCAAACUCUUGUCUGUAAAUUUUAAUAAAAUGCGUUUGCCCGCCACAGGGCAUUCAGUUUUCAUGAAUAUUUACAACAAACUCGCCUGUUUUAUUUGAUUUUGAUACAGUGCAGCGGCGACUCCGGCGAAAUGUGAGUACACCAUCACCAUUUCAUUAUUCCCAGAAUCCCCAGCACACGGCAAUUGUAAAUAAUCUUGGCCGACUUUGCUGUAAAUAUUCAAGGACUCUCGAUCUUUAACAAUUGUGCAAUAGAUUUUGUAAUUUAGUAACCUACCUUCCGACAGCCAAAAGAUCAAUUCUGUAAUAAACCGAAAAUAUUGUUAACACAGUCUAACCCUGAAGAGAAAUGCGAAACAAUUAACUAUAUUUAAGGGACAGCAGAUCAUGUGUUCAGUGGCGAAAAAACAAGUUUUUACCUUUUUUCAACUUUAAAUAAGAGCCAAUUGACAAAAAAGCGAUUAAGAGAAAGGUGAAAGCAGUUAAAAGAACUCUAGAACUAAGUUUUUCUACCAUCGACUGCCACAGGCUGAGAUUUCAUAGUUUUAACAACUAGAAAAUUUUACAUUGUAUUUAGCGCGGAGUUAGUAAAAUAUUUGCAAGGAUCAACAUCAAAAAUCAACAAGGAAAAUCUCAAUUAUUGUAAAGUAUAUUUAAUUUAGUUUUUAUUUGAUGACUCAUUUCCCAUUGUGAAGUUUGAGCUUAUAUUCGGUUGAGGAUUAAUUUCUUAGGAAUAGUUACGACACAAAAUGAAUUCAUUAUGUACAUUACGAACCGCUCAUUUUAAUUUAUUAGCAAUUACAACUUGUAAUUAAAAAUUAGAUUUUACUUUAGGUCUCUACCAGAAUCAUUCUUAAGCAAAUGGAUCAUUGUGUAAAGAAGAAAGGAAACAAGUUGUUUGAAAACAGCUGAAGCUCGUGAUUUAAAUCAUUGUACACACAUUACAACAAAUAAAUUGAAAAAAGUAUUAUUAAAUGGUAAAUGGAAAAA
Messenger RNA from Drosophila rhopaloa, 4893 nucleotides. It is a transcript of the gene CycG, whose product is annotated as cyclin G. The record is from RefSeq and is a predicted model, not a curated record. The transcript is spliced from 6 exons. Gene Ontology annotation, molecular function: cyclin-dependent protein serine/threonine kinase regulator activity. NCBI's taxonomy places the organism in Eukaryota, Metazoa, Arthropoda, Insecta, Diptera, Drosophilidae. Bases 570 to 2249 code for a protein of 559 amino acids. Gene Ontology annotation, cellular component: nucleus; cyclin-dependent protein kinase holoenzyme complex; cytoplasm. Gene Ontology annotation, biological process: regulation of cyclin-dependent protein serine/threonine kinase activity; mitotic cell cycle phase transition.